GUCUAGCAGCAUCUGUGGGGAGAAAACAGAGUUAAUGUUUCGAGUCUGGUGACACUAUGAGAACUGAUAGCAGCUAGGAAAAGGUGAUAUUUAUGCUGAGGGAGAGAGACACUGCGGGGGGGAGAACGAGAGAGAGACAUACACAGAGAAACACACAUUCUCUGCAGUAUUUUGCUGUUGUAUGAGAGGGCAGUGUACUUGGAGCAGAGGAGCAGAAAACGAUAGAGAGUAUAUCCUGUUCACUUUAGCAAUAAAUUGCUUAAUUCUGAAACAGAAUACUGGGACUCAAGUCCAUGUAAGCAACUCUGUUUGGCACACCUAGUUCCGAAUAACUGUCUAGAAACCCAAGACCUAAGCAGCCCUGCUUUCUAAAAACAUAGUGAACAGGAAAUCUGCCUCUUUAGUGGACAAAAGAGUGCAUGAGGGUUGAAAGAGGAAUACUUGAAGGUCACUGUUUGGACUUCAAUGUUGCCUUAAAUGCUGCAUCAAAGCCCUAUAAAGUUGUUCCAUUUGUAAAUCUGGCAGUUUUUCUUUUAAGAUAUGACUGGUUUAAGGAGACAUGGUCUAUUCUCAUGUUGCCUGAGAUUGACAUCCAUCCUUUAAAUGAGCAAGGAAUCGCCAACCCAAUGAUAUCUAUUGUCCUUUUCUUAUUUGGAACAGCUAUUGCCUAUUGGAAUGGAAUAUUCUUGCGAGUAUUACUUAAACAGCUUUCCUUCUUGUGGUCAAUCUUUCAAAGGCCACAUGUUAUUCAAAAGGAAUAUAAGAAAUUAAAUUUUCGAAUUUCAUGUGUUAUGAUUUUCCUGCUGUUUAUCGUCUGGACCACCUGUGGUGCAGCAGCUCUUAUUCUUGGUUACAUUCUUUAUCUUGUUAAGGUCCUAAGCCUGCAAGCUUCAGUACGCACAAUGAAAAGCAUUCUUAAUUUGGUAGGACCAGUUUUUAUUUUUGUUAUUUUAUUUGUGUUAACGUAUAGUUU
Molecule: messenger RNA, 973 nt
Organism: Rhincodon typus (whale shark)
Lineage: Eukaryota; Metazoa; Chordata; Chondrichthyes; Orectolobiformes; Rhincodontidae
Product: GPI inositol-deacylase-like
Exons: 5
Biological process (GO): GPI anchor metabolic process; endoplasmic reticulum to Golgi vesicle-mediated transport
Cellular component (GO): endoplasmic reticulum
Molecular function (GO): phosphatidylinositol deacylase activity
Source: RefSeq, a predicted model, not a curated record